AUGAAUUUACUAGCAUGCAUUACUUCCUUCUUAGUAAUAGCGGGAUUUGUUAUUGGAAACUUAGCCAAUGCCUUCAUAGUUCUGGUGAACAGUAUGGACUGUGUGAAGAGAAAAAAGAUCUCCGCUGUGGAUGGAAUUCUCACUGGCUUGGCUAUCUCCAGGAUUGGCUUGCUUUGGGUAAUAAUAAUGGAGUAUUGUUUCACUGUGUUAAAUACAGGAACAUUUAGGAAACAAGGAGCAAUUAUUUACCAUGUUUCCUGGGUGGUAAAUAACCAUCUUAGUGUUUGGCUUGCAACAAUACUAAGCAUAUUUUAUUUGCUUAAGAUAGCUAAUUUCUCCAGUCUUCUAUUUCUUCAUCUGAAGAGGAGAGUUAAAAGCAUGAUGGUUAUGAUAUUGUUGGGGAUGUUGAUGUUUUUAUCAGUUAGUUUUACAAUGGAAUAUGUAGAAAAUGUGUUGGAUAGCUAUGAAGGAAAUGUGACAUGGAAGAGCCAGCUGAAGGACACGAUAUACCUUUCGAAUAUGACUGUAUUCACUCUUGGAAGCAGCAUACCCUUCGUUAUAUCACUGAUCUGUGUCUUGCUGUUAAUCUAUUCCCUGUGCAAACAUUUCAGGAAGAUGAGGCUCUAUAGCAAAGGAGCCCAAGAUCCCGGCACUAAAGUCCAUGUGAAGGCUUUGCAAACCACCACCUCCUUCCUCUUGCUAUUUGCUCUGUAUACCUUCUCUGUAAUCAUAUCAGGCUGGUAUUAUAAUAAACCACUAAAUGAAUCAGUCAAUUUGCUUUAUCAGGCUGCUGGUAGCAUCUACCUUUCAAGCCAUUCAUGCAUCCUGAUUUGGGCAAACAAGAAGCUGAAGCAGGCCUUUCUGUCUGUUGUGUCCCAGGUGAGGUGCUGGCUGAAAGAAUGGAAAUUUUCAAGUCCAUAG
This is a messenger RNA of Dipodomys ordii (Ord's kangaroo rat), 921 nucleotides long. Its product is annotated as taste receptor type 2 member 20-like. The transcript has a single exon. The record is from RefSeq and is a predicted model, not a curated record. Bases 1 to 921 code for a protein of 306 amino acids. Lineage: Eukaryota; Metazoa; Chordata; Mammalia; Rodentia; Heteromyidae. Gene Ontology annotation, molecular function: G protein-coupled receptor activity; bitter taste receptor activity. Gene Ontology annotation, biological process: detection of chemical stimulus involved in sensory perception of bitter taste; sensory perception of taste; G protein-coupled receptor signaling pathway. Gene Ontology annotation, cellular component: membrane.